GGAGGGAUGGCAGCAGCGGGGCGCACCCAGACGUGUGUGUCCCCGCCUGUGCCACCCCCCAGCCUUGGCGGGGCAGGAUCGGCCCCUGCAGCGGGCUCCGGAGCCCUCCCCGGGGCGAGCGGGGCUCCCAGGAAGGUGCCCGCUGUAUCGCGGGCAGCAGCCCAGCCGGCCAGGCAGUGCCCCGGGGACUCGGUUCCGCUGCGGUUUGCGAGGGCAUUGCACAAGGAGGGAGGGGAACGGGCUGUGCCACGCCGGGGCGGGAUCUCUGCCGCAAACAACGCCCGGCAGUGCCCCUUCCCCAGGGCAGCACGGCUCUGCGGCACACAGAGCAUCGCUCGGUGCUGCCCAGCACCGUGGCACAGCAAAGGAGCCGCUUCUCCAUCCCGGUGCCUGGCUCCGGGGCGGGGGAGGCUCAGAAAAGUGGCUUUGUAGCUGCCCCCGUGCUGAGCAAAGCUCUGGCUGGCAGCUCGCCCUGUGCCCUCGGAGGGAUGGCUGGGGGCACAGCCUGCACCAUCCUGAGCCCUGGGAAAUGCCCACACUGCUCAGGCAGGGCCAGGACCUUCCUUGGGAAGCAGAGUAGCAGGAAUCCAGCAGGAAUCCAGCAGGAGCCUGUGCUCUGUGGCAUCCUGAAUCCCUUCUAGGGAAGCCAACCUUGGAAAUACCCUGAGAUAUGAAAGGGCUCCUGGUGAUUAACCAGAUCCCAGCAGAGCUGAUUUGGGUCUGCUCUCCCUCCUACCCUAUGUACCUUUUCCCACUACCUGCAAAGCAAGCCUCGAUAUCCACCCUGCCAUGCAGGACCCCCUCUGUGAGCCCAGGCAUGGGGCACCUGCCCCCACACAGAGCUCAAACUUGCUCAUGUGUCUUUGCAGCAGCCUCUGCACCUCAGACACCUUGAUUCCAUUUUUAAAGCAAUACCAACAACUACUUGAAGUCACAAAAACAAAGGUGGAGAUGUUUUUUUCCUGCUGCUCUGCCCCACCAUGCUGGGUUCCAGCAGAAGUGAAACUGGCAGGGGCACAGCCUGGGCUGUGUACCCAUGAACAUCCCCCUGAGUCCCAGCAGUGUCUCAGCAAAAGGAGAGGCAGCUCCUGCCCUGCCCGGGUGAGCCUCAGCACUUGGAGCUGCUCUCCUGCCCAGCAGCUGCCCCUCACCCUCUCUGCCUGCCUGGCUGCUCCUUCCCUUCCCGUAACUGUGCACCCUGGGCAGAGGAGCUGCUAAAAAGCAAGUGCUCCUAAUUUACUGGAUAUACAGUCUCAGCAAUUCCAUAAAAAGAUACAACUGCAUUAAAACAUUUUCAAAGGAAGAUAUCCAGAGACAGGAAACAAGGUUCAUUUAUAUUUGCCAAUGAUAAAGUAAUUGUAGUGGGUUAUGGCUCUUGUGGAAUGGGUUCCUCCUUUUGUCUAGAAUGAGUCCUGGAGGAGCAACAUCAAUUUCUUUGGAACUGGAAAAUACAUGUGACCUGCAUGGCUCUUGUUUGGCUUUAGCUGGAAGUCAGCAGAGUCAUUUCUGCAGAAAACCCGGCCAAGGCAAUUCUACUUACAAGCAGGACAGGGUAAGAAAAGAUUUAUGAAGAUUAUAAUGGCCCAAGGGGCGGUGGACACAAUUAGACGUGUUCCUGAAACACUGGUGAAGCAAAGGAUGUUAGUAAGUCAGGGGGAAGUUCCUCUGGCAUAUUCCUGGAUCUUUCUCACAAAGACAUAAAGGUAAAGACAGGAAAAUGCAUUGUGUAAGUAACUGUUUAUAAAUGCUAUAUGAAGAUUCACAGCCAGAGUAAAACACCUGCAUGCCAGGAGAGCGUCUGGCACGGGAGCUGGGAGGUCGUGAGCCACGAGGGAUCUCACCACACCUCAGCCUCCUCUGAGGCCACCACUGCAGGCACUGCCACAUGGACACGGGCACUGCUGUGGGACUGCCAUCUACCAGAAGGACACGGACUCUGGGCUCUCCUGGCACCUACCUGGGCAUCGCUGCCAUCACAUGGGGCAUGCUGCUGUGGGUGCAGGUGGGUGCCUGGACGUACCACUACAGCGACAAAGGGGACUACAUGUGGGAGCAGGCCAGGAAUUACUGCCAGACCUUCUUCACCGACAUGGUGGCCAUCCAGAACCAGGAGGAGAUCCAGUACCUCAACAGGAGCCUGCCCUACCACAAGUCCUACUACUGGAUCGGCCUCCGCAAGCUGGACGGUGUCUGGACCUGGGUGGGCACACGGAAGGCGCUGACCAAGGAGGCAGAGAACUGGGCCCAGGGGGAGCCCAACAACCGCCGCUCCAACCAGGACUGUGUGGAGAUCUACAUCCGGCGGCCGCAGCAGGCCGGCAAGUGGAACGACGAGCCCUGCACCCGCAGGAAAAAGGCGCUGUGCUACCUGGCCUCCUGCCAGCCCUUCUCGUGCAGCCAGCGGGGCGAGUGCGUGGAGACCAUCGGGAGCUACCGCUGCGAGUGCUACCCCGGCUUCCACGGCCCCGAGUGCGAGCAUGUUGUGCAGUGUGCCAAGCUGGAGCCCCAGGGAGUGUCCAUGUACUGCAGCCAUCCCUACGGAGACUUCAGCUACAACUCCACCUGCGAGUUUGGCUGCCACGAGGGCUUUGAGCGGCGAGGGGCGGCCGUGCUGCGGUGCCUGCCUUCCCAGGAGUGGUCAGCAAACACCCCCACCUGCACAGCCGUCACCUGCCCAGUGCUCAGUGCUCCAGCCCAGGGAGAGCUGAACUGCUCCCACCUCCAUGGAGACUUCGCCUUUGGCUCCACGUGUGCCUUCUCCUGCCAGAAGGGGUUUGCACUGGUGGGGUCAGAGAGCCGUGAGUGCACAGCCAUGGGGACAUGGACAGGGGACACCCCUCACUGUGAAGCCAUCACCUGCCCAGUGCUCAGUGCUCCAGCCCAGGGAGAGAUGCACUGCUCCCACCUCCAUGGGGAAUUCACCUUUGGCUCCACGUGUGCCUUCUCCUGCCAGAAGGGGUUUGCACUGGUGGGGCUGCAGAGCCGUGAGUGCACAGCCACGGGGACAUGGACUGGGGACACCCCUCACUGUGAAGCUUUUGCCUGUCCAGUGCUCAGCGCUCCAGCCCAGGGAGAGCUGAACUGCUCCCACCUCCAUGGCAACUUCACCUUUGGCUCCACGUGUGCCUUCUCCUGCCAGAGAGGGUUUGUGCUGAUGGGGCAGGAGACCCUCGAGUGCACAGCCAUGGGGAGCUGGACUGGAAACACCCCACACUGUGAAGCCCUAGCCUGCCCGGUGCUCAGUCCUCCAGAAAAAGGAGAGAUGCACUGUUCCCACCCCCAUGGCAACUUCACCUUUGGCUCCACGUGUGCCUUCUCCUGCCAGAAGGGGUUUGUUCUGAUGGGGCAGGAAAGCCAUGAGUGCACAGCCACGGGGAGCUGGACUGGAAACACCCCACACUGUGAAGCCAUCACCUGCCCAGUGCUCAGUGCUCCAGCCCAGGGAGAGAUGCACUGCUCCCACCUCCAUGGGGACUUCACCUUUGGCUCCCUGUGUGCCUUCUCCUGCCAGAAGGGGUUUGCACUGGUGGGCCUGCAGAGCCAUGAGUGCACAGCCACAGGGACAUGGACAGGGAAUGCAACAAGAUGUGAAGCCAUCAGCUGUCCAGUGCUCAGCGCUCCAGCCCAGGGAGAGAUGCACUGCUCCCACCUCCAUGGCAACUUCACCUUUGGUUCCACGUGUGCCUUCUCCUGCCAGACAGGGUUUGCACUGGUGGGGCUGCAGAGCCAUGAGUGCACAGCCACGGGGACAUGGACUGGGGACACCCCUCACUGUGAAGCCAUCACCUGCCCAGUGCUCAGUGCUCCAGCCCAGGGAGAGCUGAACUGCUCCCACCUCCAUGGGGACUUCACCUUUGGCUCCCUGUGUGCCUUCUCCUGCCAGAAGGGGUUUGCACUGGUGGGGUCAGACAGUCUCAAGUGCACAGCCAUGGGGACAUGGACAGGGGAUGCCCCACGCUGUGAAGCCAUCAAAUGCUCAGCACUGACUGCCCCCAAGAUGGGCCAGGCUGCCUGCUCCCACCUCCAUGGGGAAUUCACCUUUGGCUCCACGUGUGCCUUCUCCUGCCAGAAGGGGUUUGUGCUGAUGGGGCCAGAGAGCCGUGAGUGCACAGCCAUGGGGACAUGGACAGGAGACCCCACACAAUGCAAAGCCAUCAGCUGCCCAGAGCUGGCCCCCCCCAGCAGAGGCCAACUGAGCUGCUCUCACAUGCAUGGGAACUUCACCUACAAUUCCACAUGCACCUUUUCCUGCGAGGAGGGGUUUGUUCAGAUGGGAGCGGAGCUGCUCCACUGCGAGGCCACGGGGAACUGGAGCAGGGAUGCCCCUGUGUGUGCAGAGGAUGGUGCCUUCCUGAAGCAAGUCCUGGCUUACAGCAGCGGCUCAGCCCUGGCAGUAGGUGGUGUUGUGCUCUCCGGGGGUCUCAUUGCCCUCCUUGCCAAGAGGCUCAGUGACAGAGAGGAGAAGAGGAAGCUCCUGAAACCCACCAGUGACCUGGGAGCACCGGGCACCUUCACCAACACAGCAUACGAUGCCAAUCUGUGAGCCUGCACGAGACCCACCGUGUCCCCCAGGGCAGGAGCUGCUGCUAGAUCACAGAGGGGCUCCAUGCCCAUGGCUGUAGCCUGGACCAGCACUGCCCCUGGACACUGCCACCAUGCCACGUGUGCAGCAUUCCCCUGGGAAGGGCAGCAGCUGUAGACCUACCAGGGGCCAAGAGCCACGUGCUGGGAGCAGCCUGCCACCCAGCCCUUGAACAUUGUCGCACUGGAAAUUUGGACAUUCUCCAGUGGCUGCUCCACUCAUGCUUCCACCUCUGAGCUUGUGUAAUGGGUGUGAAUAAACACCUUUGUCUCACUAACUAAU
Messenger RNA from Catharus ustulatus (Swainson's thrush), 4864 nucleotides. RefSeq names its product selectin P (gene SELP). Bases 1886 to 4543 code for a protein of 885 amino acids. The record is from RefSeq and is a predicted model, not a curated record. NCBI's taxonomy places the organism in Eukaryota, Metazoa, Chordata, Aves, Passeriformes, Turdidae. Gene Ontology annotation, biological process: response to cytokine; heterophilic cell-cell adhesion; leukocyte tethering or rolling. The transcript has 18 exons. Gene Ontology annotation, cellular component: external side of plasma membrane; membrane. Gene Ontology annotation, molecular function: calcium ion binding; sialic acid binding; oligosaccharide binding.